AUGUCUGAUAACUAAUUAACUGACUUGCUACUAUAUUAUGCAUAUAUGGAAUAAGAAAUAGAAGUUCUACGAGAAGUUUUAUGUUCAGAGGCUUAUUUCCAACCUUAUAACUUAUUCAAAUUUAUUGAUUGCAUGAAAGAUGAACCAAAAGGGUACUUAACUGCUCAAGAUUUAUCUUUUUAUCUUAGUGAGAGAAAGUUUCCAUCUAAUCUGCCAACCAAAACGUACGUAGAGAAUUACAAUUAAAAUAAAGAUAGCAAAUUAGUAUACUCUGAAUUUUUGAGAGCCAUUCUGCCUAUAUCAAAUUAGGAUUUAAGAGAAAAGAUUACAUAGUAAACACCUUCAGAUUAAAAGAUCAUAAGCGAGAGAACUUAGUAUUUGUUUGCAAAACUAAUGGAAGCGGAAAUCAAAUUAACUAUACAGGCUGAGAAUUACAAGCAGCAGAUUGAUCCAAAUUAUUUUGAUAAGAUCUGUUAUCAGAAUUACAUAUAUCAUCAAGAUCUAUAGAGUUAUUUCAAGCAUAAGCAAAUAACUACUAAUUCUAUUGAGAUUUAAUAGAUAUUUAACAGGAUAGAUUUGUUAAAUGAUGGAAAGAUAGAUAGAAAUGAAUGGAAUUUAUGGGUGAGUGCGAGGAAAUCAGUAUUAUAAGUCAAUUCAAAUUCAUACAAAUAAUAACAGAAAUUCAAUAGCACAAGAUAUAGUUCAACAAAGAGGAAAUAAUAGGAUUCCACAAUGAGUGACCUACUCUCUAUAUCUAAAUAGGGGUUUUAUUAGUCCACUAAACCCCCUUUGUCCAAUUACUCGUACAAUACACCUAAAAAAUAUCAGAAGUAGAAAACCGAAGUGAGAGCCUAAAUGCAUUCUUAAUUAUUGUAGAAUAGUAAUCACUCCUCAAAAUAGGAACUAUCCUACAAAACAAUGACUCAUAAACCAAUAACAAGUUUUUACGAGGAUGAUAUCUAAACUUUAAAGAAGACUUAGUCAGUUGCAAAAUAUGAAGCCCUGGAACCAGUUAAUUAUUAUGUCUAGCUAUUUGUGAGUUUGAUUUAGUUGGUGAAGAAGGUUGAACGUUAAAAGAUUCUGUUGAGCAAUCAUGAUGAUUUUUCAUUGUAUUCUUCAUUUUAAAAAUUGGAUAAAGGGUUUAAAGGGAUUUUGAUUAAGAGUGACUUGAACUCUUUUUGCAAAAACCCGUAAUUGAUAUUGGAUCGUUAUGGAAAAGAUAACAAGAUGAGAUUUUCAGAGUAUAUCAAAAUGAUUGAGCCAAAAGAUCCUUAGGCAGUAGAGAUGCUACUGAAGAAAGAUCAAAAACACAAGGGAAACAUGUUAACGCAAACAGAAAUAUCAAUGAAAUUGCUAUUAGAAUUGAUCGAGCAAUUUUAGUAGAAGAUACACCAAACGAAGGAAUAUUAAAGCAAAUAGUAAUUCGAUAUCAGUGAAAUCUUUUACAUGCUAGCUUAUGAUAGAUAGUAAAUAACUCAUUAAGACAUUACUGAUUUCCUGUAGGCGAAUCAAUUCAAGACUGUGCACCAAGAUGUAGAUUUAUUGUUGGCCGAACUGGAUUAUGAUGGUGAUGGACAGAUAAGUUAUAGAGACUUUAUUAAAAUUUUUGGAAAAUGA
Paramecium tetraurelia is the source of this 1617-nucleotide messenger RNA. RefSeq lists its product as uncharacterized. The transcript has 5 exons. The record is from RefSeq and is a predicted model, not a curated record. Gene Ontology annotation, molecular function: calcium ion binding. Lineage: Eukaryota; Ciliophora; Oligohymenophorea; Peniculida; Parameciidae.